Paramecium sonneborni is the source of this 383-nucleotide messenger RNA. NCBI's taxonomy places the organism in Eukaryota, Ciliophora, Oligohymenophorea, Peniculida, Parameciidae. The record is from the annotation of a GenBank genome assembly.
AUGACCAGCAUUUUAGAAAAACAUGAUACUUAAGAAAUUAUGAAAAUUAACAUAAACACAAAAUAAUUCUACUUAAAAGAUUAGAUGGGUAAGGCAAUUAUCCACCAUCUUCUUACAGUAAUAGAUGGAUAUCAUUAUAGAGCAAACAAUAAUACUAUGAUUAGUUUAAUCAACCGAGUUAAUGUUAUAACAGGAAUGGAGAGGAGAAAUUUUGAGUAGUUGAAAAUGUCAUCGGAUAAUUAACAAUUUUUUGUGGGUUUGAUUGAAAAAUCUUAUAUCAAUCCUGUAAGAUUCCAAUUGCACUGUUUAAUUCAACUCAAUUCCGAAGUUCUCAACAAUAAAUUUUAUUACGAUUUUAAUCUUUCCUUUUGCUGAUCCCUCAC